Molecule: messenger RNA, 1114 nt
Organism: Notechis scutatus (mainland tiger snake)
Lineage: Eukaryota; Metazoa; Chordata; Lepidosauria; Squamata; Elapidae
Source: RefSeq, a predicted model, not a curated record
AAAUGUAUUAUAACAGCAUCUUUAUUGUUCAUUUCAUGUUUCAGUGGUGUAGAGGCUAAACAGCCGAAUUCUGCCAUUAGGAAGUGUGUUCGAGUUCAGCUUAUCAAGAAUGGCAAGAAGAUUACAGCUUUUGUUCCCAAUGAUGGCUGUUUGAAUUUUAUUGAGGAGAAUGAUGAAGUCCUGGUUGCUGGCUUCGGUCGGAAGGGUCAUGCUGUUGGAGACAUUCCUGGAGUUCGCUUCAAAGUUGUCAAAGUAGCCAAUGUUUCUCUACUAGCCUUGUACAAAGGCAAGAAGGAGAGACCCAGAUCAUAAUUCCUGUGUUGCUGUGAAUGGAUCUAAUAAACAUUUUUACUUUAAUAAGGUUUCCCUGAUGAGUCUUUCAUAAAAUGGCCCAGAAUGUGUGUCUAUAAAUUUUUCAUGAUGCUUUUGACUCAAUUCUUACAUAAUAUCCCAGAAUUACUUUGCUUGUAAGAAGAUUCUGCUGAGUUUAAGAGAUUUUCAUUAGUUUGCAUCAAUCUGAGUACAACUUCUGUUGUAAAGCGGUCUAUUUUAAAUCAAGAAAAUGAAAAUUCUAAAGUUUAUUUUGUAAUACUAAAGACUGCUAGGCAAACUAUAUUUUCUUUGAUGUAGUAAUGUAACAAGGGACAAGCAAAGGUAAACAGAAUAAACUAUUUAAGUAAAUAAAACGUCUAUUUUAAACUUUCCAUAGCAGAUUCUGGUGCUUCUGGAGCCCAUUUGCAAAAAAUGUGAGCAAAAAAAUGAAUUUAAAAUAUUAGGCAAAAGACUAAUUAUUAGUCUAAUAACUAUUUGAAUUAAUUAUUCAAAAUUAGAAUUUAAAGGAAAAUUGGCAGCCUAUGACCAGUAAGUGCCAUUCAAACUUCAAAAUGGUCAUAGUUGAAGAUUGCCUUGCCUUAAUUUUUUUGUUAUUUUAGAUUUUUUUAAAUCCCAUGUCUAUUAUUUUUAUAUUGCAAGGUGGCAAAUAUAUCUGAUACUCCUUCCUCCUAUUUUCUCCACUCAACAAUUCUGUAAGAUGUUGGGGUAAGAGAGAUUGACUGGCCAAGCCUGUAACCAAGCUAUUUUGUCAUAUAUCUAUACUGUAAGUUCCUCUCUUGUA